ACGGAAACAAACGCCAUGGGAAAAAAGAUAUCCAUGAGCAGUUUCUUUUUCAUCAGUCCGCUUCAACUUCUCUGUCAGCGAUCUGCCACUUUGUUCCUGCAUUCAGACAGGGAAUAUCUUUGACGCUUUUGGUAUUACCUGCCUCACUUAUGUGCUUGAAUUCGAAGGAAAGGAAAGCUUGAAUCUUUGAUCCCAUUGCUGUUUACCAACUAUGUUGACUAAUGGUUUUCAUGGCGGAGAAGAAGAAUUCCCUGAGCAUAACAAGGUUAAGACCGGGCCUAGGAAACCUCCAUCUUUGACCUGGCAGCGCAAACUUGACACAGCAGACACUGUCCUGUCAGAAUUCAACCUCAGUGUGAAAGAGAUGGUUGCUAUGGCUCCACUGGGCUAUCGAUUGUGGAGACGCCUACGGGAUAGAAAAGGGAAAGAAGGUUUGUUUGUUGAUCCUUUUACAAGACGUCCUUACUCUUCAUGCCAAGGUGUUCCUCUAGGUGGUAUGGGUGCAGGAAGCAUUGGAAGAAGCUACAAAGGUGAGUUUCUACGCUGGCAAUUAUUUCCAAGAAGAUGCGAAGACAAACCAGUUCUUGCAAACCAGUUUUCUGUAUUUGUUUCACGUCCAAAUGAUGUAAAAUAUUCCACAGUGUUAUCUCCAAGAAGCCCAGAAGUGCUAGAUGAUAAUUCGGCUUCUGGAAUAGGAUCUUGGGACUGGAGCCUUGGAGGACAGAACUGUACAUAUCAUGCCUUGUUUCCAAGGGCUUGGACAAUAUAUGAUGGUGAACCCGACCCAUUAGUUAAGAUAGUUUGCCGUCAGAUUUCUCCCUUUAUUCCUCAUAACUACAAGGACAGCAGCCUGCCUACAGCAGUCUUUACGUUCACGGUUUCUAAUUUGGGGCAGACACCUGCUGAUGUUACCUUGCUUUUCACUUGGGCAAACUCAGUUGGUGGAGGUUCCGGAUAUUCUGGUCAACAUUUCAACUCAAAGUUUAGAAUGGAAGAUGGUACUCGGGGUAUCCUCUUGCACCAUUUGACUGCAAGUGGACAACCCUCAGUAACUUUCUCAAUUGCAGCAGAAGAAACUGAUGUGGUUCAUGUCUCCGAGUGCCCUUCCUUUGUGAUAUCUGGGGAGUCACACGGCAUUACAGCAAAAGAUAUGUGGAACGAGAUAAAAGAGUAUGGAUCCUUUGUCCGCCUCAAGUCUGAAGAAGUGUCAGCGCCUUCUGAACCGGGAUCAGUUAUUGGAGCUGCCAUUGCUGCUUCUUUGACUAUUCCAGCUGAGAAGGAGCAUACUGUCACGUUUGCAUUGGCAUGGGCUUGUCCAGAAAUAAAUUUUCAGAGUGGUAGAACAUACCACAGGCGCUAUACUAAAUUCUACGGAUCUCUUGGCCGUGCAGCUGCAGAUAUUACCCGUGAUGCUCUUCAUGAGCAUACUCACUGGGAAUCACAAAUAGAAGCAUGGCAGAAUCCAAUUCUUGAGGACAAGAGGUUUCCUGAAUGGUACCCAGUUACCCUGUUCAAUGAACUCUAUUACCUUAACUCAGGAGGAACAAUGUGGACAGAUGGUUCACCACCUGUGCGUGGUGUGUCAACUAUUGGUGAUAGAAAGCUCUCCAUUGAUAGAUCUAAUUCAUCAGAUCCUAAGUAUACUGGUGAUCAAUCCCAACCAACAACCGACACUGCCAUUCUUAUUCUUGAAAGGAUGGCCUCUGUAUUCCAACAAAUUCAAACUCCCACAACAGUCAAGGCUGCCCUAGGGACAAACCUUCUUCAGAAGGGAGAGGAAAACAUUGGUCAGUUCUUGUAUCUUGAAGGAAGCGAGUAUCACAUGUGUAACACAUAUGAUGUUCAUUUCUACGCCUCGUUUGCACUGGCCAUGCUAUUCCCGAAAAUUGAACUUAGCAUACAAAGAGACUAUGCAGCCGCAGUCAUGAUGCAUGACCCUGACAAGAUGGCACUUCUUCAUGAUGGCAAAUUAGGAACUAGAAAAUCAUUAGGUGCUGUUCCUCAUGACAUUGGAAUGAAUGAUCCGUGGUUUGAAGUAAACUUUUACAAUCUCCAUAACACGAAUAGGUGGAAAGAUUUGAAUCCAAAGUUCGUUCUUCAAGUCUACAGGGAUUUUAUUGCCUCGGGUGACAAAAAGUUUGCAGAAGCGGUUUGGCCCGCUGUGUAUAUGGCGAUUGCUUACAUGGAUCAGUUUGACAAAGAUGGGGAUGGAAUGAUUGAAAACGAAGGCUUGCCUGAUCAGACAUAUGAUGUGUGGUCUGUCUCUGGUGUGAGUGCAUACUGUGGUGGGCUAUGGGUGGCAGCAUUGCAGGCUGCAUCUGCAUUGGCAGGGGAAGUGGGAGAUAAGGGUUCUGAACAAUAUUUUUUGUUUAAGUUCCAGAAGGCACAGAAAGUAUAUAAGAAGCUGUGGAACGGUUCUUACUUUGACUAUGAUGACUGUGGUGGUCGAGUCAGCUCAUCCAUUCAAGCUGAUCAGUUGGCUGGACAAUGGUAUGCUAGGGCAUGUGGACUUGCACCGAUUGUAGAUGAAGAACAAGCAAGAACUUCCCUUGAGACUGUAUUUAAAUUCAAUGUUUCAAAGGUGAAGGAGGGAAGCAGAGGGGCGGUGAAUGGUAUGCAACCCAAUGGUGAAGUUGACUUGUCAUGCAUGCAGGCAAGAGAAGUCUGGCCUGGAGUUACCUAUGCUGUUGCUGCAGGCAUGAUUCAUGAAAACAUGUUUGAUUUAGCAUUCAGAACUGCUGCUGGUGUCUAUGAAACCGUUUGGUCUGAAAAAGGUUUCGGCUACGCUUUUCAAACACCAGAAGCUUGGACCAUAGAGGGGCGGUAUAGAUCUCUAGCCUACAUGCGCCCCUUGUCAAUCUGGGCAAUGCAAUGGGCAUUAACACAGCCAAAGCCUUCCAAGCAAGAAGUGAUGCCCGAAAUCACAGCAGAUUCUGUACAUAGGCAACACACUGGUUUUCAGAAAGUCGCUCGUCUUCUAAAGCUGCCUGACGAGAGAGAUACUAGAAGUGUGUUUCAGGUCCUUUUCGAUUACACUUGUAAAAGAAUGGUGACUUGAAAACAAUAAGGACAUGUUGAACUAUUAUUUUUUAAAUUAUUGCUGUGCAUAUGGCCAUUUUUUUGCCAUUUAAACAACAGAUGUGUUAAAUAUUCUUUUUUUCUUUUUAUUUGUUUAUAACAGAUAGCCAUGUAAUACUUUGCAUGGUAAUAUAAUUUUUCAUUUCCCCUUUUUACUCCAAUUUAUUGUACCAUUUAUGUUCCACCUUUAGUAAUUAAGUUAUUCUCGAAGU
Molecule: messenger RNA, 3290 nt
Organism: Cuscuta epithymum
Lineage: Eukaryota; Viridiplantae; Streptophyta; Magnoliopsida; Solanales; Convolvulaceae
Source: the annotation of a GenBank genome assembly